Messenger RNA from Macroventuria anomochaeta, 1208 nucleotides. Its product is annotated as glycoside hydrolase family 45 protein. Bases 122 to 808 code for a protein of 228 amino acids. The record is from RefSeq and is a predicted model, not a curated record. Gene Ontology annotation, molecular function: cellulase activity. Gene Ontology annotation, biological process: carbohydrate metabolic process. NCBI's taxonomy places the organism in Eukaryota, Fungi, Ascomycota, Dothideomycetes, Pleosporales, Didymellaceae. The transcript is spliced from 2 exons.
AGUUGAGGAGGUCACCAGUUUGCGGGCCUUUCGAAGAGUAUAUAUUGGGGUCGAAGCAGUAGAGUCUCGACCUCCGACACCGGCAAUUUCUCAAGCUGCCAUCGAAACUACCACAUCCAGCAUGAUUUUUCUUCAACAGCUCGCCGUUGUUACCUUGGCAAUUGGCACCGCCCUUGUCGACGCCCAAACCAAGACCGGAAAGACGACCAGAUACUGGGACUGCUGUAAGCCAUCAUGCGGAUGGUCAGGCAAGGCCUCUGUGAGCGCGCCUGUCAAGAGCUGUGACAAGAGUGACAACCCUCUUGCCGAUAUGGCAGCCAAGAACGGAUGCGAGUCUGGAGGCACUGCCUUCAUGUGCACCGAUCAGAGUCCAUGGGCAGUCAACGACGACCUUGCCUACGGCUUCGCUGCUGUCAAGCUCGCAGGCGAAAGCGAAUCAUCCUGGUGUUGCGCCUGCUACGAAUUGACCUUCACAUCCGGCGCAGCGAACGGCAAGAAAAUGAUUGUGCAGGCGACCAACACCGGCGGCGAUCUCGGUGACAACCACUUCGACCUGCAGAUGCCUGGAGGGGGUGUUGGACUCUUCAAUGGAUGCACCGCUGAAUUCGGAGCUCCUUCCUCAGGCUGGGGUGCACAGUACGGAGGUAUUUCGUCGAGAUCCCAGUGCGACUCGUUUCCGGCGAAGCUGAAGGCUGGCUGCUACUGGAGGUUCGACUGGUUCAAGAACGCAGACAACCCAGACGUCUCGUUCAAGGCUGUUACAUGCCCUUCGGCUCUGACAGACAAGACUGGAUGCAAGAGGAACUGAGGAAAGGUUGAGACCGAAUGAAAAGAUGGGAGACUGACUGCAUGAAGGGGAGGGGAUUACGAAGAGUAGCUCGCAAUAGCGCCCGCUGUUGACGCGUGCGGUAUUGUUGAAGAAGGUGCAAUGGAGGACCUAAACAAGGGUCGCUCUUCGCUUGAGUGCGGAAUUGUUUCUGCGCCUGUCGCACGUCAACCUCAAACCUUAUCAUCUACGAUAUUUCAAUUCAAUGUCAAUGAAUGAAUAACGACACUACGAUGCCGUUUCAUCUGUUUCUUGUGCAUGUUCAUCUUUCCAAAUCUCUGAGACACGAUGCCUCGUCAGCUAAACUGGAAGUGGGGUUAACCGAGGGACGGUGUCCGCGGACGAACUGCACCUAGCGUGGCGGAUCCUUCGACUUCUUUGA